CAUCUUUAAUGGAUUUGCCUGUUAAAAAACGAAACUGCCGCAAAAAACAAUCUUAGUCGAACAUAGUUUUAUUAUUUUCGCAGUUUCAGAUGGGCAGCACUUUAAACUUCAAACACUUCAAAUGUUAUCUAUGCUUCAAAUCCAUUUUUAACAGAGCAGUUGAAAAGAUCUCGAUCAUCCUCAUCUUAAUUUCAAAAUGGCACCGCGCGGAGGCAUUUUUACCGCUAUAACGCCUUGCCUAGCUGACAUAACGGGAGCGAUUGAAAAAAUACAAGCAGCGAUUGCAGCAAAAACGCUGAAAAAGAAAUUAUUUUACGAUAUGCUUUUGGGAUUCCAAAUAUUAGAGCAAUCUUUGCAACGCAAGCAAUCGGAAGCGUAUAAUUUGAUUUUAACGUGGCUGAACUUGUUUUUGAAUAUUCAGUCAAAUAUUAUUACUCAAAAUGAAGGUGUUCGUGAACAAUUUGAAAAAAUUGUUCCUUCUGCCGUAACAUAUAUGAUUGGUUGUCUACAACACAAAGCAAAAGAAAUAGUCUCUUAUCAUUACCAGUUAUUGGAAAUGAUACAUGAGCUGUUGAGCAACGUUCGACCAGGAGUUCUUGAGAAAAUAGCGACAUUCGAAACUGGCAUUAUAGCUUGUAUUUGGUUUCCAAUUGCCUUCGUUGGUGAUUUCAACACCCAAAUGAUGGCGCUGCGUUUACUAGUCAUGUUACUAAAGUGUGUAGAUUCAAAACGCCUUCAAAAUGAACUUGAUAACAUUCGAUGUGUAGACAAAUCUGUCAUGAAGAGUAAGCUGACCGCGGCGAUAUCUGUAGCAAACUAUCAUGCAGCCAAAUUCGAAAACACCGCGCGGGAUCUUCUGAAUACGUAUAACAUGCAUUUGGCUAAAAAUAUUUUGGUUUACUCAUUUCGUUGCAAAUCUUUUAAGUUCGGAGACAGUAUUGAAUUGUUUAAACCCAUGAACGCGGAUGACUUUUGGAUGGAUUUUAAUUACUGCCCUCGUACACUCUCAUUUAAUGGAUGUUGCCAAACAAAGAAUCAAACAAAUUCUACAAACUGCUCUGUGAAUCUGCAAAUAUUAAAGUUAUCACUCAAUUACUUAAACCUCUCCAUACAUUUUGAAGCACCUCUUCGACAUGGUAAUGAAUCGACUAAUUUUCCCGAUAUCGCUGGCAUAACAACUGCUGAAAUUAUCCUACCAAGGGAAGAAGCUAUGCGAUUGUUGGAAAACAAAUUUGUUUUAAAAUACUACAAUCAACCCUACCGGCGAAGAAAUGAAUCGAUUGUUAAAUUACACAAAACUUCCACACCAAUUCCCUUCCAAUGUAUGGAGAAUGUAAAGGAAACGACUGCAAACACGAAUAGUAUAGCAAUUGAUGACUUAAUGUUCAAAAGUAACAACAACUUUGCAAAUAUUGUAAAUAUUGCAAGCAAAGACUCCGCUCCACCAGAAGUCAGAAACUCUACCAGAGUACGGCAACAACAAUCAAAUACUCAAGCAGACUCUAAAUCAAGUCCAUCGAAUAGGGGGGCAGUUUCUAAACAAUUUCCAAAAAGUUUUGAGUUUUUGAUAGACGUUUCUAAGAAAAUCAAUGAAAACGUCAAUCCUGUGGCUUUGGAGAAUAAUAAUAUUAGUAUGAUUAAAAAAUCUUCAAGACCAAAUGAGGAACAAAAUCAUCAAAAAUUAUCACAUUUAGGGAAUACAGGAAAACAACUUUGUGGUGGACAUUUGAUGGAUAAUAUUAAAAAAACUGCUGUUGCAAAAUUAGUAAAUUAUUCUACAUCUGCUUCAGAAUCCCAGCUAUCAUCCCAAAAGUCAAGUGGGUCUUUAAAUGACAUUAUUAUUAAGCCAUCCCAAAGGCGUUUCUUUACAACUCUGAAUACCAAUUCUGAAAGUGAAACCAUUUCAAGCAAAACGAAACGAAUGUGUCGAAAACGAAAUGCCCGGCAAGACGUUACUAAUGCUUCCUUAAAGAAGUCCAAACAAGUUAAUGAAGUCAAGCCGAUGUUGCAUUCAAGCAAAGAAUUGAACCAAACAGAAAUCAGUACAAACAACAAUCGAGUGAUUAACAUAACUAACUCUGAUUCAAACGCGAAUGAGCAAAAUAGCAUUACCAUAUACCCUACCAACUCUUGUUCAUCAAAUCUGGGUUUUGACGAAUAUGAGAACCUCACUGUUAGUGACGCCGAGCCAGGAGGAUCCUAUCGUAAAUUUAAGACUCGACGAAAUUCUAAGGGUCAGACAAACAAUGUCGCCGAAACCCAGCAAUCUCGAAAACCUUUACCACGUGCUGUUAAAAAAAAUGUGUCCAGUACGUUUCUACUUGGAAGAAACUCUCAAUUAGCGCAGACCAAACCUGUAAGGAAGCGAUUGCAAUGUAUGGAUUCAUUUGACGAAGUGAAGGGGCAGACAAGUAUACCGGCAAAAAUUACAAAGUUAUCUUUUCACAAAAAUCCUACUAUUUGCUCAGCAGAUAUAAAAAACAUUGCAGAUGUGGUAAUUCGUUGUUGUACGUCAUAUAAACAAAACGAAGUGGCACAAAAUUCUCUCACCCGAACUUUUGCCAGAAAGAAAGUCGGUCAAAUAUUAAAUACUUCACUAAAUCCAAAUGAGAUUCCAAAAACGUCUGCACAAUCAUUUCAAAUUAACGUUACUAGUGAUGAAACAGAUGAAAGUGAUGAUCGAAAUAUUUCAGCAGAUGUCACUAAAGUAUUUGAGGACAAAAUUAAUGAUAUACAAGAAUGUCGCCAGAAUCUAUACCACAAAGAUAACUCCUCCGUACAUCACUACGAAGAAUUUAGCGAUUGUCCAAAUUUUUCCCAAUUGAUUGAUAUAUCAGACAUGCUGCUUUCAUCUGAGUGUGAGUCAACAGUUCUACCUGGUGAAAUAACACACCCGACCAAUACUUUGAAGUCGUCUAAUAAACAAAAACCCUCUGAUUUACCUAUUAAAAUUUAUGAUUUUAACAUGUUGAAGCCUCAUAAAUCUAGUAUAUACCGUUCACGGUCUGAUAAUGACAGUGAUUGCGAACAAUCAGUCAAUUCAAGUGAUAGAUUCGAACCAACUGCGCAGCCCUUGGAACCACCACAAACCUUAUUUGUUACGCCACAACCGCCGUUAAAAAAAUUGCAAACGACCACCAGCGUAACUAAACGCCAAGUCACCGCCACAUCAACGUCGAUAGUCACCCAGCAAGGCCGUGUUGUACAUCAAAAAUGUGUCGUCAAUUUACCAGCCUCAUCGAACACACCCAUAAACCUCUCAAAAAGUUGUUCGCGAGCCACUACAACAACUACAAAAACAAUAGUACAGGAAAAAAAAGAAUAUAGUUUGAAUAAUUCCAUCCAGAGGCCCGUGAAAUUUAUGAAAUCCGGCCCAACACCGGAAGCCUUAAGACAAGAAUCCUCAAAUAUGAUCAGCACACAUAAGUGUAAUUUAAAUUUACUGUUAGAACAUAUGGAGACAAAUAUAAAUAGAAAUUCUGCAAACGCAUAUAUUAAAAAAAUUUGCGAUGUUGCCGAACGUGUGAUCAACGAGGUUGAACGGGAGCGUAAGUCAUUAUUAGAGCUGCGGGAAAGCAUUGGACGACUCGCGCGUCAAUUAGAUUGGCAACAUGAUGCUUAUCGACGAAAAACACAACAGUUUGAAUGUUUUAAACAAAACAUUGAUACCCUUUUACGUGUAUUAGAUAAUAUCAAUCUAUUGGAAGAAAUUGAAACGGAUACGCAGAAUAAAAUUCAGCACCUUCAACAAUCCUCUAACUCCAUAGCUACGCAACAAUGGCGUAAUUUUAUUAACGAAACCACAGCAAAUUUACUCAAAGAUAUUUCCACGGUAUCGGAUUUGUAGUAGUUUUAUAAUGAAGUAUCAAUAAUUAAAUAUAUGUUUAUGGAAUUCCAUCA
Molecule: messenger RNA, 3900 nt
Organism: Anastrepha obliqua
Lineage: Eukaryota; Metazoa; Arthropoda; Insecta; Diptera; Tephritidae
Exons: 14
Coding region: 197-3847 (1216 amino acids)
Source: RefSeq, a predicted model, not a curated record